Molecule: messenger RNA, 1020 nt
Organism: Penicillium subrubescens
Lineage: Eukaryota; Fungi; Ascomycota; Eurotiomycetes; Eurotiales; Aspergillaceae
Product: SGNH/GDSL hydrolase family protein
Exons: 4
Coding region: 1-1020 (339 amino acids)
Molecular function (GO): hydrolase activity, acting on ester bonds
Source: RefSeq, a predicted model, not a curated record
AUGCUCUGGACCUCAGAACUUGUCCUAGCUCUUCUCCCCUUUGCUGCCUUCAACGUAGCAUCUCCAACGUCGAGACCAAGGGAUAAAUUCGAUUGGUCGUCCAAAAGGUCACUCAUUGCAUUCGGUGACUCCUAUACCUACGUCCAGGGAACCCAUGGACACCAGAACUACAGCUUCAUCGGCGAUCAAUUGGACUUUUCAUAUGAUGCACAGACCCUGCUAUCAAACAAGAUUGUGCAAAAUCAAACUGCAACUGCAGAGGGAGGGCCCAACUGGGUCGAAUACCUCACAAAAUGCGGUCUCAAGCCAGGCAUGACAUCGCCGAGAACCUGCUCAAAGCAGCUCUGGGACUUUGCAUUUGCGGGAGCAGACAUUUCAACAGAAUACACCCCCCUCCACCAUAACUACACCGUCUCCCUCGUCAACCAAAUCACCCAAUUCAAAACCUACGCCGCUCCAGUCCUCCAAACCUUCCUCCCACCCUCCAAAUCCCUAAUCGCAAUCUGGAUCGGCAUCAACGACGUCGGCGAUAGUUCCAAAUACACCGUAGAUUUCCCAACAUUCUACGGCAAUCUUACCCGCACACUAUUCACCUCCGUAAACGAACUCUACGAUCUAGGCUACAGGUCCUAUCUUCUCAUGAACCUGCCUCCGCUAGACCGUACGCCGGGAAAUCAAGCCACGAGCACACCGCAUCCUAACGCGACGCAGGUAGCAUGGUACAAUGAUGCACUUGUGACAAAGGCAGAGCUGUUCGGGAAGGAGAAGGGGGAUGUGGAAGUGCGGGUGUUCGAUGCGCAUGCGCGGUUGAGCGCGAUGCUGGAUGAGCCGGCUAAGUAUGGGAUUGUGAAUACGACUAAUUUCUGUGCUGGAUAUAAUCAGCCGGAUAUUGAUACUGAUUACAAGGCGUAUGGAUGUCCUACAUCAUUGGACACGUACUUCUGGUUUAAUUCGGGGCAUAUGACGAGCCACGUGCAUCGUAUUUUGGCAGAGGAGCUCGAAGAUUGGUUGAAGGAGUAA